Nothobranchius furzeri (turquoise killifish) is the source of this 2482-nucleotide messenger RNA. RefSeq names its product Kruppel like factor 4 (gene klf4). Gene Ontology annotation, biological process: regulation of transcription by RNA polymerase II. Gene Ontology annotation, molecular function: DNA-binding transcription factor activity, RNA polymerase II-specific; RNA polymerase II cis-regulatory region sequence-specific DNA binding. Lineage: Eukaryota; Metazoa; Chordata; Actinopteri; Cyprinodontiformes; Nothobranchiidae. The record is from RefSeq and is a predicted model, not a curated record.
GGAUACUUCUCUCACGCGGUUUCCUCACUGAGUUCAGACUGCCGCCGGGUCCCAGCACGGCAACAGGCGGGAGGGAGGGAUUCCCCUGUUCGUCGCCUCUCUGUCUUUCCCUGCCUCGGAACCGCCUGAGAGAAAAAACAAAACACUGAACCCAAAUCAGCAGCUGCUUCCCAGCCCGGCGCGCCCAUCUCUCCGCAGCGGCAUGUCCAGGACCCGACGCGCGGCGUGCUGUACGGAGCAGAAACGCUGAACCUGAGGGGAUUUAUUGACUAAAAGUGCAGUUGCAUUGCAGCCGAGAGGGACUCCGUACUCUAACUGAUGAGGCAGCCUCCAAAUGACGUCGAGAUGGCAUGUGGAACGCUUCUCCCGUCUUUUUCCACGUUCACCAGCGGCCCCGCUGACCGGAGCAGAGCCCUAGGAAGCGCGUACCCAAAAUGGAAGGAAGAGUUGACCCUGCUUAAGAUAUCCAGCGUACCAACAGGAGCUAACGGCUCAGACCCAGACCACCCCCCUGCCACCAGCAUAACCAGCACCAGCAUGUCCAAGAAGAACACGGAGCCAGACUUGGACCUAGACUACGACUUUAUUCUGUCCAACUCGAUCCUGCAGCAGCAACAGCAGCAGCAGGAGGACGCCCUAGCGUGCAGCUCUGCUCAGGCCAUGUCUUCUUCUCCUGGUUCUUUCUCCUCAUCCUACCAGCUUCCCUCCCCACAGGACACUACCAGUGAGCUGCUGUACACCAUCCCAGACAUCAGCGACGUCUCGCCCUCUGGAGGCUUUGUGGCAGAGCUCAUGAGGCCCGAGCUGGAUCCUGCAUACCUUCAGCCCACCAGCCUCCACGGAAAAUUUGUGGUCAAGACAACAAUGGACAUGGGAGAAUACAGCCAAGGCAUGACUGUGAGCAAGGCCUGCGUCAGCGCGGUGUUGGACUCCACUCCUUCGCGCUUGUCGCCGUCCUUUACAUGUCACAGGAUAAAGCAGGAGAACCCCGGUAACUGCACCAUCUCACAGCCCAUGGACCUCCAUCUAGCUGGGGUAAACAACCAAGGCCGAGGCACCCAGCAGCAGCGUCCCAGUCACUUGGAUCUACACGGGUUCUCAAGCGGAGGCCGGUCCAUGACGAGCAGCAGGCUGUCCUCAUCCUCUUCCAUGUCUCCGGACCAUCCCCUCAGCCGGGAGCACCAGCUGGGCCAUCCGGUGUCCCAGAUCUCAAUACCUCCACAGGGGUACCACCAUGGUGGCUCUCAGGGCUACACCGCCUACUCACAGGUGUCUUCCAUGCAGUACCCAGAGGCCCUCAUGAUCUCUAGCGGGGACUGUUUGCCAGAGGAACCCAAGCCCAAACGCGGCAGACGCUCCUGGCCGAGGAAGAGGGUGGCGACGCACACGUGCGACUAUGUCGGCUGUGGGAAAACGUACACGAAAAGCUCCCACCUGAAGGCACAUCACCGCACACACACAGGGGAGAAGCCUUACCACUGCGACUGGGAGGGCUGUGGCUGGAAGUUUGCACGUUCAGAUGAGCUCACUCGCCACUACAGGAAACACACGGGUCAUCGGCCUUUCCAGUGUCAGAAAUGUGACCGGGCCUUUUCCAGGUCAGACCACCUUGCUCUCCACAUGAAGAGACACUUAUGAGACUCUGCUGAUGGGAGGACAGCACGACAAACCGAAGGCUCGACAAAAGACGAGGACAAAUUACAGCUAUCGUAUUUACGGAAACCGGAACAAACUGACGUUUCAAACUUGCCUUCGAGCUGGAGUCGAGCAGCAAGACGAGCUGCGGCCUCCAUGGCGAAAAAGAGCACUACCCUCCAGGCCGAUCCUCCACGGCGUGCAGAUGACUCAACCAGGGUUGUGAAACGUUUUAUGAAAGGGGACCAAACUGGAAGUUGUCUUAUUUAACCGACAAAACUUGGUGGACCAGGUUUUUUUUAAACUGGAAAUGUCAGGGAAACCAGGAGCAACAGACACAGCAUCUCCAGAGGCCUUCUGCCACGUUAACUACACACACUGUUAAAAACUGUAUUAAGAAGUAUAUUUAUACUCCGAUUUCACCUGCAAUACCAUCUUAUUUCAGGUACAUUCACUUACGCAGAAUGGUGCUCAGAAGGUUUCUUUUAAAACCAAAAUAAAUUAAAAAAAAAAAGGUACCAAAGAUUAAAGAAAGAAGCAAAAAUAAGUGCCAUGCAGGAGUUGGUGUGUUUCUCAGAGACCUCACUUCCACAGUCUGACUUCAGGUGAACAUUUUCUUUUAUUUUUUAAUGGCGAAGGCAAUCUUUGAAUGCACUGCAGCUGCAAAGUGCAAUAAUUUAUAUGAAGCAUUCAUAUUUUUGUAUUGAAUGAUUAACUCUGAACAAAGAUUUUUGUUUAUAGCCAGAAUAUGUAAUAUAAUGUUGACCUUUGUACAUUUGUAAAUAAAAAUGCUUUGUUAUGGUUUUCUAUUACACUGUAUAAUGAAAUAAAAUGUAUUUGGAAUAAA